Messenger RNA from Penicillium oxalicum, 1233 nucleotides. RefSeq lists its product as uncharacterized. NCBI's taxonomy places the organism in Eukaryota, Fungi, Ascomycota, Eurotiomycetes, Eurotiales, Aspergillaceae. The transcript has 2 exons. The record is from RefSeq and is a predicted model, not a curated record. The coding region runs from base 1 to 1233 and encodes 410 amino acids.
AUGAGCGGCUUCAAGAAUGUCAUGAAAGAUGGAUGGCAUCCAAAGGGAAAGGAUGGGAAGUCCAAAGAAAGCUGGCGCGGAGACUUCAAGGGUCUCAACCAAGUGGCUGGAUGGAUGGGCAAAGGCAAAGACCCUAGUUCAGAGGCGUCUGAGCAUGUGUCACGACCGCUCUCCUCCCUGAAAGAUCCCAGCGCUUUUGGUCCACCUCCUAAACAUGUCAACUACCACGGCCCCGCCGCACUACCGAAUCAGACUACGCCUGACCGUCGAGGCCUCGGGGCACCGCUACCCCAAGAGCAGAUUGUCCAACAACGGCAAGCACGAGAGGAAGAGGAAGAGGAGGCAGAAAAACCGAAAGGCCCCCCGGUGCCAUAUCGCGUGAACACGACGGGCCUCUCAACAAACAACCUUCCGCCACCACCAGUCCGGCGUCUGGACUCGCCCGAUUCUGCGGCAUCGAGUACACGAUCGACUUCGAGGUCGACAUCCAGACCGACCUCCCUCAGUGCAAAGCCGAAGCCACAGCUGCCACCUCGAGUCCCUCCACGUAACAACGCAGAAACCCCUCGCGCUUCAUCUCCACCACCCGCGUAUACGGGAACGCCGCCUCCAGCGUUGCACGGCUACGUGAACCAAGAAGCGACCUCUCGCCUCGCCAGCGCCGGAGUAUCUGUGCCCGCACUGGGCAUUGGCAAGCCAGAAAAAACGGUCCCGGCGACCUCUCGAUCUCAGAACGACAAUUUGAACGAGUUACAAUCGCGAUUCUCGCACAUGCGUACCAAUUCAACCUCUUCGUCUGCGGCUUACCAACCUACUCCGAGCGCCAAUCGCGAGGAUCACCUCCCUCCCCCACAGACCUUCCGCGAACGCCACGCGGAUAAAAUUGAGAUGGGCAGAGAGAAGUGGGGGGGUGUCACGUCGCGAGUGAACAGUUUUGUGGAAGACCGUAAAUUUUCGGCCAAUGCCAACAAACGCAUUCCGCGUCCGCCAGGUCCCAGUUCCGCUCCGCUGGACGGUGCUCGACAUCACACCCUGUCUCCCUCUUCCGCAUCUGUCGCUUCUUCAACUCAACCCAUUGGUCAUGAGGAUCUGGCUGCUCAAGCUCAACGCAAGAAAGCACCUCCUCCCCCACCCAAGAAAGCAGACCUACGUGCGCCCCCUGCGCGACCCUCGUCGACUUCUUCGGGCCCUCCUACGCCACCCCCCGUCCCCCUAACCACUAAGCCCCGUUGA